UAUUGGCUAUAUUGAAUAUAUUUAAAUUUUAGAUAAUUUCAUUGUUUACGCUUGUAUUUGUUAUUUUUAUAAAAUGGCAUAUUGUCAAAGUUAUACACCGAAUUAUUUUGCAUUAAAUGAUAUUUUAUCUACUGAAGAACGGGUAUCUUGUAAAAUUGAAAUACAGAUGCUUGGUUUAGGUAAUUAUUUAUAUACAUCUAAAGAUUUAAAGGUAGGAUCAAAAGUAGAAUUUCCAUUAUGGUUAGCAGAAUCAUUAAAGAAUCUGAAAGAUUCAAUAGUUAGUAUUGAUGUACCAAAUAUAUAUAAAGAAGGAUACAGGGAAAUUUUAGAAGCAGAUGCUGAUGCUAUUGUUUUAAGUAAAUGGAAUCCAUUUUAUUAUGAAAUAGGAAUGCAUGUAAGAAAAUUUAAUGAUAGAGAUUCUGAACAAAUCACUGAAAGCUUAUUACAGACAUUUAAAUCUCGUUUUCGAUUAAUUAUGGACUGGGCUCAAAAUCCAAUAUCUGAUCCUACAUUAGCAAAUCAACUUCCUCGUCUCGAAAGAGAUCUUUUUCUUAUCGGCCGAAAAGCUAAAGUUCGGCUUUUAGAAUGGUUAAAAGGAGAUACAAAUAACAUUAUUUCUUCUGAAAUUACAACAAACUUGAAAAAACGAAAACGUGCACAAUUUGAGCUUAAUUAGUGACAUUAUUUUAUAAAAAAAAAAA
This is a messenger RNA of Apis dorsata (giant honeybee), 701 nucleotides long. RefSeq names its product DNA replication complex GINS protein PSF3 (gene Psf3). Lineage: Eukaryota; Metazoa; Arthropoda; Insecta; Hymenoptera; Apidae. The coding region runs from base 74 to 676 and encodes 200 amino acids. Gene Ontology annotation, cellular component: GINS complex. Gene Ontology annotation, biological process: mitotic DNA replication initiation. The transcript is spliced from 4 exons. The record is from RefSeq and is a predicted model, not a curated record.